UACCCAAUUUACUGAUUCCAAGUCCAGUAGUACUUCGUUUCUCCGGUUGUGAGCCUAUUAUUUGCGAAUUUGUGCUUUCAAGGCCACUUUUUUUUGAUCAGAAACAGGUGCAACGUUUCUUGACAUCUGCUUCCAGACAGCCCAGAUAUUUUCAUUUUGUUAUAAGUUUGAGCCAAACUGACAUGAAUCUUGCGUCUAUCAUGCCCGGUAUCGCCGAGGCUUUCAUUUCAGCGGUUGCUGAAAAUUGUGUAUCUUGGUAA
Molecule: messenger RNA, 260 nt
Organism: Dentiscutata erythropus
Lineage: Eukaryota; Fungi; Glomeromycota; Glomeromycetes; Diversisporales; Gigasporaceae
Source: the annotation of a GenBank genome assembly